Messenger RNA from Brassica rapa (field mustard), 2442 nucleotides. RefSeq lists its product as uncharacterized. The record is from RefSeq and is a predicted model, not a curated record. Lineage: Eukaryota; Viridiplantae; Streptophyta; Magnoliopsida; Brassicales; Brassicaceae.
GGCCCACUAACUUUACCACCCCCCUUAUAUCUAGAGCCGCAAACCAACCUCACCGAACCCUAAAUCGAAAACUCUCAUUUCAUAUUCUUCUUCAUCGAUUUUGCUCUAAUCUCUUGGAUCCUCUAGAGAUCGGUUUGGUUUUGCAGGAACAACAAUCCAAUCAAGAUGCCUCCAAGAACAAGGAACCCUAAAGCACUCAAGGCCUCUCGCGGAGCAGCCACGCCUUCUCACUCCGCGAACGUCCCUUCCUCCUACCCAUGGCCGAACAAGGCUGAGGGUCAACCGAUCAACAUCAAUGACCCACUACUCCUUGACUACAAUUGUGAGGGGUGGGACAAGGAGUCCGCAGCAAGAUACAACAGGCUUCUCGCAGCAGAGAUCCUGCCCACACGAUUUGCUCACGCGGAGACCUUAGCUGCUCUUGGUCUCGAGUCUGAUGUGUUCGAGACGCUCGAUGUCAUGGGCCUCGCUCCUCUCUGCUACCAAGCCCAAGUUCUCUAUCCAGAUUUGGUUCGGCAAUUGCUCGCAACAGCUCAGAUUACUUACCAGAACCCAACUGCGCCAACAUACGAGAACUGCUACUUCUCCUUCAUGGCUGACGGCAAGUUCUGCUCCAUCUCUCUCCACGAUCUAAACGAACUACUCGAGAUCGCAGACACGCCAAGAGAGGUCUCAGUUGACAAAAAGUUCGCGCCAGCAAACGCCUUUUGGGAUCUCAUUGCGACAGGGAAGUUCACUUCUCGCAAGGCUUAUCAGUCACAAAUCCGAAACCCCACUCUGCGUAUCAUUGCCAAGAUCGUCUCGAACAUCCUAUUCGCAAAGGAACACACCUCCAAGGUCACAAACGGAGAGCUGCAGGUUCUAUACACCGGCCUCGAGGAUGAGAUCCGUAGAGACAGAGUCAUACCGAUACAGACUGUGAAAACAAACCCUGGAUUCCUUCUCAUCACGAUGCUCUCUGAGCGCAAGGAUUCCAUGGUCCGAACGGAAGACAAGAAAGAUCGCUGCGGCAGUGUUCUCACACCCUUGUUCAAACGCUUCAACAUCGACCUGGAUUCCUACACGGUUGUUCCUGAGCUUGAGUACAUUGACACCGCCUAUUUGAUCACGUGCCACAUCCUGCGCGACGAAAGCACAUACAAGUUCACAGACAAGGACGGGAUCACUCUCUACUGCAAGCUCCCUCUUCCAGGGUUAACAGAUUUCACAACCUUGGAUAACAUAGUGUUCUUGCCAAACGCAGAACACUUGUGCGUCGACCCCCGAGCGCCAAUUCCAGAUGAGAAUGCGGCAGGGGAUGAUGUGGAGGACAUAACUCCACCUGCUGAUGGUGCUUACGACCUAGAGGACCUCACGGAUGUUACAGAUGACCACGCCUACAGACGUUGGAUGGUGGACUCCCAGAAGAAAAACAACAGCCUCAUGAAGAGGAUCCUCAGAGCACUCACUGGAGGCUGCAUCAGAAGUCAGGAUGAGCAGACGACGCAAGGAACAAGGCGCCCAGGCAAAGAACCAGCGGGCACUUCAGCUAGAGAAGAGAGACUUCCGAGGAACCGGAGAACAGCCGGCCACUCCAGCAGCGGCGAUUCAGACUGAGUCCAAACGGACUAUUCCUAUUCCCUUGUUUUAUCCAUCUGAACUAUUUAUUUCCCUGCUAUUUGUUUUUGGUUUGGUGUGUUUUAGCCUUCUCCGAUUUAUUUUCACAACCAGGGAUGGUGUGAAGUAAGUCUGGGGGAGAAACUCUGUACGAUUUCCAUGUUUUUAUUGAGUCAGUCCCUAGGAUCGAGUCAGUCCAGUCAAACUUAUUGUGGUAAUCAGGACCUUAUUUUGUGAUGAUUUCUUAACCACCUCGUGCUUUAACCUUCUUAUUCAGUGACCUUAGCAGUGAUGAAAGACCCACACAUGGACCUGGAACACCCUGACUUAUCUCAUUUGACACUCCAGAAGUUCUCCACCGAUCAGGUUACACUGGGUAGACUCAACUCCACUAUAUCUGAACCUAAUCUGGACUUUAAUUCUUCUUGUUAUGGGUACUAGAUCAGGGAAACGAGACCUAUACUCAGGACUUCUUAUCCUUUUUAUCCAUCUUGCUGUUCCUGAGUAGCUAGCUCAUCUUUAGCUAGUUCCCACCUUGUACCUUAGCCUUCGUUCCAACUUCAGGCAUUUGUUUCUCAGUGUUAUAUGUGCAGAUAUGUGCAAAAAGGUUGGAGAGGAAAGGAUCAACGCAGCCUUUACUCGUUACUGCUGCAGAAAUUCAAUCAGAAAGGAGAACAAGCAGAUCAAGGGACCAACUGCUCCAUGACCAAUGGAUCGUGCAAGUAUAGCAGAAUGAUGCGAAUCAGAUCCACCAGUGGCCUUCUCAAAAUCACAUGCUACCUCCUUCUUCGUCACCUCAUCUCUACUUUCAUGCCAUUUGAAAAAAAAAAAAAAAAAAAAAAAAAA